AUGGGUCGCGUCGCCGCGGUGAAGAAGAAGACCAAGCGGUUCCAGGAUGAUGAUGACGUCAAGGAAACGGUCGGGUCGCUCACGUCGCACAUCAAGAACAAACAGCGCCGGUCGGAGGUGUACGGAAAGCUGAGACACGAACGCGCGGUGGCUAAAAAGAAACGGAGAGAGGAGAGGCAAAAGGCGGAGGCGGCGGCGAUCGAGGCUGGGGAGGAGCCGGCACCGAGACAGAUACCGAAGACGAUUGAGAACCAGCGCGUGAGGGACGCGACGCACGUGGAGGAGGGAGACGAGGAGGUUAUCGAGCAAGACGCGGAGGACGAGUUCGCUUCGUACUUUAGUCACGCCACCGAGCCAAAGAUCAUCGUCACGACGAGCCGAAAGCCGAGCGGGGCGAUGUUUAAAUUUUUGGAAAACUUGUUCACCGUGAUUCCGAACGCGUAUUAUUACGCGAGAAGGAGCUAUCACAUCCAAGAGAUUGUGAAGUACGGCACCGCGCGCGGUUUCACAGACAUCUUGGUCUUCAACGAAAAUAAAAAAUUUAGCAAGGGAUCCAAGGUAAACGGGCUUCUGCACUGCCAUCUUCCCGAGGGGCCGACGUGUCUGUAUAAGCUUUCGUCUCUUCAGUUGUCGAAAGAGAUCAAGGGUCACGGUAGGGCAACGAGUCACUAUCCCGAGUUGAUUCUGAACAACUUUACCACGAGGCUCGGUCACCGCGUGUCUAGAAUGUUCGCCUCGGUAUUUCCGCAAAGACCCGAGUUUAAGGGUCGACGUGUGGUCACGUUUCAUAAUCAGCGCGAUUUCAUCUUCUUCCGGCAUCAUCGUUACGUCUUCGAGGAGAAGAAAGGGUACAGGCUUCCUCACGCCGGGCACUUGGCCACCGCAGAGGUGCCGGAGCACGUCAAGGAGUCCAUAAAGGAGAGCGGCGGUAAGAAGAGGAGAAUGCAGCAAGGGCAUCCGACGAAAAAGAAGAGAAAAGUAGAGGAUAGCGAGGAUGAGAGCGAUAGUGAGGACGAUAGUGAGGACGAUAGUGAGAAUGAUAGCGAGAACGAGAGCGAGGACAAGGCUACGGAAGCAGCGCCGCCGGCCAUUGAUACCAUGAUUCAGGCGCGUCUUCAAGAGCUUGGCCCGAGAUUCACCUUGCGAUUGAUGUCCGUGCAGAAAGGUACGUUCGAUAGCAGACAUGGCGAAUACGAGUACAUUCGCAGCACCGAGACGGAUGGGACGAGAAAGAAUCGUAGAAAGUUUGUCUUGUAA
This is a messenger RNA of Ostreococcus tauri, 1257 nucleotides long. RefSeq names its product Anticodon-binding. The record is from RefSeq and is a predicted model, not a curated record. Gene Ontology annotation, cellular component: preribosome, large subunit precursor; nucleolus. Gene Ontology annotation, molecular function: rRNA primary transcript binding. Gene Ontology annotation, biological process: maturation of 5.8S rRNA; maturation of LSU-rRNA. The transcript is spliced from 2 exons. NCBI's taxonomy places the organism in Eukaryota, Viridiplantae, Chlorophyta, Mamiellophyceae, Mamiellales, Bathycoccaceae. The coding region runs from base 1 to 1257 and encodes 418 amino acids.